AUGUCUGAUGACGACCUGGUACAGGUCGGGAAGGCCCUGAGCUCACUCAAAGACAACGAGCGCUUUCACGGGGCCUCCUACUUAGAGGCUCUUGCUACAGCGGGGCACCUUAGCACAACGAAGAGAAGUGUCUCAGAUGAAAGAAGGAGUGCGAAGACUGGCAAUCGGACAGGCCCAGUGCAGCCUCGGACAACCCUGGCAGAUGCCAUAGCUCAACUCAAAGCUGCGAGGACACGCUGCAUUCAGCCAAUUUCUAUUGUGGCAGAUAAAGUGGAGGAUCCACCCAGCAAGCGGCAGAGGACUGAGGAAGGUGCAGCCACAAGGGCUCCAGAUUGCAAGAGCAUCGACCCUUCAACUAGAACGUGGCAGCAUGAUGAGCCUGCACCGGCGAAGCUUGCUGGCGAAGACUGGGAAGAGCACCGCUCGAAAGUGGGACUCCAACUGAUGGGGGAGAUGCCCAGCGCAAAUACUUCAUUGAAUUAUUUCCUCAAGGAUGAGUCCAGGCGGAGCUUUGCUGCCCACUUGGCAAAUCCUUUCGGCCAGCAGUUUUGCGCGUCCUGGUUUGCUAAAGUGCGGGUUGGUACGAAGUGGCUGCAGCCAAACUCAUGGUGGGGACCAAUGCCUCGAAAAACGGCCUGGAUGGUUGCCAAAGGACAUACUUGCACAUACGAGUAUGGUGGAAUGGAAGUGCAGCCAAUAGAGUAUCCUGUUUGGAUGAUUGAACUCAUGCAAAGUGUCAUGCCUCACUGCGGCCUGACGGAAAUCAAGGACAUGCCCAACAGCUGCAACCUGAACCUCUAUGAAGAUGGCAAGCAGAUGGUAGGUUGGCAUGCAGACGACGAAGAGCUUUUUCAAGGCAAAAGCAAGGACUGCAGGAUCAUCUCCUUGUCCUUGGGAGCGUCCCGUCAGUUCGAGUUGGAACUCAACUGGCCUGGACCGGAUGAGUCGAUCGGAGUCGUGCAGACACUUUCUGAUGGUGACAUCUGUACAAUGGAAGGCAUGACGCAGAAGCAUUUCAUGCAUCGUGUGCCUGAGGAAGAGACGCCUGUCGGACCACGUAUCAACUUGACUUGGCGAUGGAUUGCCAAGCCACAGGACUCCUCUAAGAAGCAGGAGGAGAAGGUGCCGUUGCACACGGUGCUCGCAUGCGAGGAUGAGCUGCCUUUGCCGGAUGGAAGGAGACUGCGUGGUGGAAAGCUUGAGAGCCCCGCGGUGCAAUCGACACUGGAGGAUUUGCCAGAUCUCCCGCCUGUCGAUCCUCGAGCAUGGAGGAGGACCCUUGUGUGGCAGCUUGUCACCAUGGUUCUGGCAGCUGUGCUGGCACGCGUAGGCGUUUGGUACCAAGAGGAGGAGUUCGCAAAGCUUGCGAUGAAUGCGACCGGUACAGUCGACACCCCAGGACCGGGUGGUUUCUCUUGA
Symbiodinium sp. CCMP2592 is the source of this 1419-nucleotide messenger RNA. The record is from the annotation of a GenBank genome assembly. NCBI's taxonomy places the organism in Eukaryota, Dinophyceae, Suessiales, Symbiodiniaceae.